AUGCCUAUGGGGCCGUGGGAGUGUACCACAUGUAAGAGGAGGAAAGGAAGGAGGAAAAGGAGGAAGGAGAUAGAGGAGAUAGGAGGAAGGAAGGAGAUAAAGGGAUGGAAGGAAGUUCCUUCCUUCUACUCUCUGCCUCCUUCCCUGUACACCGCCCCUUCCUUCCCGCAUUUCCUUGCUCUUCCUCAACCCCAGCCAGCCUCUUCCUCCUCCUCUACUUCCGCUCCUCCCAGUACACGCCUCGUCCUCCCUCCCCUCUACCUCGCCCUCCCAGCAUGCCCUUCCUCCCUCCUCUACCUCGCCCCCAUAUGCCCUUCCUCCUCCCCACUCCUCGCCCUCCCCUCACGACACGCCUCUUCCUCCUCCCCCACUCGCCCUCCCCGCACAUCAUUCUUCCUCCUCCUCUACUCCUUCCUCCCCAGUACAUGCCCUCGUCCUCCCCACCUCCCAGCAUUACGCCUCCUCCCUCUACCUCGCCCUCCCAGCCACCGCCCUGUCCUCCCCACCUCGCCCUCCCCGCACGCCUCUUCCUCCUCCCCACUCUCAGCCCUCCCCGGCAUGCCUCGUCCUCCUCCUCUACCUCGGCCUCCCCCUCGACAUGCCUCUUCCUCCUCCCACUCUCGCCCUCCCGCACACGCCGCCUUCCUCCUCCCCACCUCGCCCUCCCCCGCACAGUUCCUCCUCCCCACUCCUCACCCUCCGCACACGCCUCUUCCUCCCCCACUCUCCUUCCCCGCACACGCCCUCCCUCCCCACUCUUGCUCCUCCCCCACACGCCCCUCUUCCCUCCUCCCCCGCACACGCCUCUUCCUCCUCCCCCACUCUCCCGCUCCACCCAUCGGCCUCCCUCCCCACUCCCCGCCUCCCCUGCACCGCCUCUUCCUCCUCCCCCACCUCGCCCUCCCCACACGCCUCUUCUCCCUCCUCCCCACCUCGUCCUCCCCAGACACCGCUUCUUCCUUUCUCUGCCUCCUCAACCUUCCCCUCCUCUUCAUUCGAACUCAUCUCUCCCUCCCAACCCGCAUACCCUCUCUCUCUCAUCCCUGGCGCCCCUCCCACCCGCGGCACCCUCUCUAUCCCUGGCGUCCUCCUCCCCUCCCCACCUGGCACCUCUCAUCCCUGGCCCUCCCACCACAGCAUACACCCUCCCUCAUCCCUGCAGACCCCUCCCACCAGAUAAACCUCUCUCAUCAUCCCUGUCUCCUCCCCAUCCAGCAUACACCCUCAUCACCGGUUCUCCACCCGUAUACACCCUCAUCCCUGGCUCACCUCCUCAAUUCACCUCUCUCGCGCAUCCCCUGGCUCCUCCCACCCGAGUACUUCUCUUCAUCUCUGCCCCUCGAUACACCUCUCCAUCCUGCCCUCUACCCGUACACAUUCCUUUUCAUCGACCCGUAA
Haliotis rubra (blacklip abalone) is the source of this 1398-nucleotide messenger RNA. Its product is annotated as vegetative cell wall protein gp1-like. The record is from RefSeq and is a predicted model, not a curated record. The transcript has 2 exons. Bases 1 to 1398 code for a protein of 465 amino acids. Lineage: Eukaryota; Metazoa; Mollusca; Gastropoda; Lepetellida; Haliotidae.